Exophiala aquamarina CBS 119918 is the source of this 843-nucleotide messenger RNA. RefSeq lists its product as uncharacterized. NCBI's taxonomy places the organism in Eukaryota, Fungi, Ascomycota, Eurotiomycetes, Chaetothyriales, Herpotrichiellaceae. The record is from RefSeq and is a predicted model, not a curated record. The transcript has 2 exons. The coding region runs from base 1 to 843 and encodes 280 amino acids.
AUGGCGACAUACGAAAAGGCCGAAAACAAAUUCGUGACCAUCCACGGCGUCAAGCACGCAUACCGCCUCUUUGGCCAAUCCCAGGGGGUGCCCCUAUUCCUACAUCCUCACUUUCGAGGAAACAUGGACUUCUGGGAUCCGGCAUUCAUCAACCCACAAGCGGCAAGACGCCCAAUCCUCCUCGUCGACAUCACGGGCGUCGGCCGCAGCGAAGGAGAAGUCCCUACGAAAUACUCCACCUGGGCGCAAGUCGCCAUCGACGUCGCAGAAGCCCUGGGGAUCAGCAAGCUCGACAUUCUGGGCUUCUCGAUGAGUGGCUUCGUCGUGCAGCUGAUUGCGCUGCAGGCGCCGCAUCUCGUGCGAAAGAUCGUCGUCGCCGGCGCCGGCCCCAGCGCGGGCGAAGGAGUGCUCGCGUCAGAUCCGGAAUACUUCUCGCAGGUGGCCAGCGCGACCACCGAGGAUGAGUCGCGCCAGGCCUUCAAGUGGACCUUCUUCUCGUGCUCGGACAAGAAACAGCAAGUCGGUGAGCAGUGGUGGCAGCAUAUGACUAGUGCGCGCAAAGACCGCGCCCCGCUACUUGGCCCACAGGGCGUCCAGAACCAACUUGCUGCCCAUCGUGACGAGGGCUCGUAUGAUCGCCUCGAUUGGAUCACAAUCCCGGUCUUGGUCGCCAAUGGGAGCAACGAUCUCCUCGUCACUACGGAGAAUAGCUAUGUCUUGUGGAAGAGGCUGGUCAAUGCUGAUGCGCAUCUCCACCUGUACCCUGACAGCGGGCAUGGCUUUUUGGAUGAGUAUCAUGACCAUUUCUCAAACCUGGUCAAUGUCUUCCUGGAUGAGGAGUAG